This is a messenger RNA of Engraulis encrasicolus (European anchovy), 4423 nucleotides long. RefSeq names its product ADNP homeobox 2b (gene adnp2b). The transcript is spliced from 15 exons. Gene Ontology annotation, cellular component: nucleus. The coding region runs from base 240 to 3347 and encodes 1035 amino acids. The record is from RefSeq and is a predicted model, not a curated record. Lineage: Eukaryota; Metazoa; Chordata; Actinopteri; Clupeiformes; Engraulidae. Gene Ontology annotation, biological process: regulation of gene expression.
UUCUUUAGUUCUGAAAAUGAUUAUUGACCUAAUAUGCGGUACAGAAUGAGCUAAAUACAUCUUCAAUAUAGUUAUUAUAAAACAUUCAGGUCGCGAAUGCAGUGGUGGCGUGCGCGCGUGAGCUGAGCUGACACUUCGAUGCAUCAUUGUGCAGCUUUCAUCUCCCGACUGGCGGACAGCUGAGGCUACUACCCGACCAAAACCGAAUAUCUCGAGAGAUUGACGUUGAGGUGGUAAAGAUGUAUCAAAAUCCUGUUCUUGGUUUGGAGAAAAUCAGAAGAUCAAGAAAGAAUGUCAAGAGCAUCUUGAGUGAUUUCGGACUAGAGAUAUGUCAAGAAUUGAUAGAGCAUGACCUGCAAGAUGUUUCGUCAGACGAGGACGAAAUUGACGACACUGAAUGGACGGAUCUCACCGUGGGGUUCAACGGCAGACAGAAGAAGAAGUGGAAAUAUCGGACCCAGACGCUGUGCUGCAGCCUGUGCAAGUACACGGCGCGCUCCUGGUCCUCCUACCAUCACCACAUCAAGGUGUACCACCCGGAGGAGAAGCACCUGACCUACCUGAGCGCCUGCUCCGCCUGUCCCUUCAUUGCCCACCCGCGCCUCGUCAAGAAGCACUUCGCGCUCUUCCACCAUGACCUCUCCAGGUCGGCGGUGGCGGCUACGGGGGGGACGACGGUGGGGUCGGGGUCGACGACGGGUGACUCGGGACUCGUGCCCGUAACCAGCGCGAUCGCCGCCGAGAAGUACCUGUGCAGGAAGUGCGGGUUCGAGGACACGCUGCUGUACUGCAUGAAGAAGCACGUGCUGUUCAAGCACGCCAUCAACCUGUGGCAGACGCACGCCGGCCAGCGCGCCGAGAGCCAGCAGAAGGCGCUGGCCUGCAGCAAGUUCUACUGCAAGACGUGCGGCGCCAACUCCGAGACCACCGAGCACCUGGUCUACCACCUGCUGACCUCGGACAAGCACAAGGACAUCGGGCGCCUCGUGCUGGGCCUGAUCUGGCAGAAGAUGAGGCCCAGGAGGGCAGAGGAGCGACAGGGACAGGGGCAGACCUUCUACGUCGCUAACGCUAACACGUCGUCAGCGUUAGCGCAAGAAGCUGCUGCUUCUGCUCCGCUACUGGCGUUGUCGUCGUCGGCCAACUCGUCGUUACAGGCCAGCCUGGCCCUCCCCAGUGGCGCGGUGUUGCCGGGGCUGGGCACCACCCCCUCCACACUACUUCCUGCCCAGCAUGCAGCUUUAGUACAGUUGGCCAGCGCCGAGGCCAAAGGUCUGAUCCGAGUCGACGGACCGGCGAGCCUCUCCGGUGCACAGGUGAUGUCGACGUCAUCGGCAGCAGCAGCACAACAGGUCCAGCGUGCACAGCAGACGCAGCUGGGCAUGGUGGUCGGACCGCCUGGGCAUGGACAGCCUACCGUGCAGCAGUUGCUGGCCGUGCGGAGACCCGUGCCUGUGCAGAGUGCCUCCGGUGCGGCGGGCAGUGCCGGUGCCGGUGCGAAGGCGCUCGUCCACAGGCCCAGUGCUACACCCCAGGCCACGGUGCUGACGUCCCAGUCACUGCUCAGCCACCUGGUGCCCACGGGCAACAAGGUUAACGGCAUGCCAACGUACACCUUGGCCCCACUGCAGAUGAACAUGGCCGGAGUCCAGGCCAACAAGGGCUCGGUGGUGAGCAAGCUCCCGCUGCAGAGCAAUGCGUCGUUGUCCCAGUCUCCCUUCGCGGCGCCGGGCAUGGACCCCUGCAAGACCAAGAAGUGGACCAGCUGCUCGCUGUGCCGGGAGCUCUUCCCCUCCUCCGUCUUCGACAAGCACAUGGAGACGCACCGGCUCAAGACCAAGAACGGCCUGGCCGCCAAGGCGCCCUUCCUCAAGAAGAUGCCGGACAGGACCGUCAAGUGCCUGACGUGCAAAGUGCUGCUGUCGGAACGGGGCAUCUUCGAGCACAUGAAGCACGGCCUGAUGUGCCUCUACUGCCCCAAGAUGUUCAACUCCAUCAAGGCGCUGGCCUUUCACGUGAAGUCGGACCACCAUAACGUGGAGAAGGAGCACGGAGACUUCAUGAGACGGGAGUACAAGCUGUACACCGACGAGAAGGGCAACCUGCUCUUCCCUUACUUCGACAUCUCCACCACCGCCUCCAAGGACAUGCUGGGUGACCAGGAGGUGCACCUGGCUCUGGUCACCACGACUAAAGACCUGCUCUUCAUCAAGAUGUCCCAGAGCGGCGACAAGGUCGUGUGCAGCGCGGCCACCACCGCGGCCACCAAGUCCAGCCUGAAGCACUGUCCCUUCUGCGGAGAGGACACGCUGAGCGCCGAGGACCAGCGCAUGCACCUGCGCGAGAAGCACUUCAUCACGCCCACCAUCCACGCCAUCCUCAAGACGCCCGCCUACAAGUGCGUCUUCUGCGGCGGCGUCUACACCGGCAAGACCACCAUGAUGGCCAUCAUCGUGCACCUCCAGCGCUGCAAAGCGGCGCCCAAGACCCCGUUAGACGCCGAGCGGCUCAUGAGCUCCACCGUGGUCGCCAGGAGCAACGGAGGGGGAGGAGUCAGGCAGCCCGCGACGACGAGGCCCCAACAACCGCUGUCCAAUAAGCACCUGUCCAAUAAGAAGCUGUCGCCUGCAGCGGCCGCGGCGCCCGGCAGCCUCUCGGCCGAGCCCGUGUCGGAGGUGGAGGCGCAGCGUGCGCGGCGGCUGGAGAUGGCGGUGAAGGAGGCCAUGAUGGCCAACAAGCGUGAGCGGGAGGCGCGGGCCGCCAAGAGGAAGCUGGACCGGGAGCAGCGCCGCUCCGCCACCCCGCCGUCCGCCGCGUCCGGGUCUGGCGUGGGGCAGGCCGAGGCCCUCAUCGACCCCUCGGUGCCGCUCGCCCUCAACCCGGCCGGCAUGUGGAAGCGCACCUUCGAGGAGCGCCGCGAGUUCCUCACCAGGUACUUCCACGUGCAGCCGUACCUGGCCAAGAAGGAGAUGACGGCGCUGGCCAACGCGCUGCUCCUCAACAACCUGGACGUGGCCUGCCACUUCAGCACCAAGCGCAACAAGUGCCUGCGCGCCGUGCAGCGCACCCGCGUCAAGGUCAUCAUGGGAUUCAACAUGGCCGAGAUGCUCAAGGUCAAACACAACCUGCUCGUCCCCGAGCAAGUGGAGCCGCCUGAGCCGACCGAGGAGAAGAGCGACGAUGAUGACAGCGAACCGUCUGAUGGUGAAGACGGAGGCGAGAAGGAGAAGGAGAAGGAGGAGCAGGAGGAGGAGGGCGAAGGAGGUGAACCCAAAGCCAAACGGAAGAAGAAGGCGGUGGUGUCGUCUGACAGUGAGGAGGAUGGAGAGGGUUCAGAUGACGACUAGCUUAUUUAAGACAGAGCUGUGUGGAAAUGUGUUCCAACAUGCCGACUCCCAUCCUCCCUGUCUCCUGAGCAUGCUUGUGGCCUCGCGAUGACGUCACUGACGACAGAAGUGUAGUAUUUCAAUAGCUCACAAAAGUGCCAUUCUAAUGUCAUUUUCCUCAUUUGCAAUUGGGAUAGUGAUGCAGACUAGUCCCCUGGAAGUUGUUGUGGCUAGUGCUGACAGCUGGGAAACUUUAUUGUCUUCUCCACAGAGGUGGGGCGUCAGUGAAACGCGAGGCCACAAGCACAAGUGGAGGACGGGAGUCAGCAUGUUGGAAUCUCACCAUAUAACAGAGCAAAUGUAGUCUUUUCUGUAUAUCUGGCAACUUGUCAUGUCCCACGCCAAACGAGGGUUUAAACGUUUGUUCAUUUCAAUGUUUAUUUCUCGACCCUUCUCGACUCUUGUCAUUCUUUUAUCCAAGGUCCCAGUUGGACUGAACCAAGUAUGAUGUGGUUGUUUUCUGCUGUUUUUAUAUUUUGCUCUUCUUAGUCUGUUCACACGUUUUGAAUGAAUGAAUGCAUGUCUAUUAUGUAGACAAGUGUUUUUUAUGGUUUAUUUUUUUCUGAAAGCCCUCAAUUAGUGUGCUUAUUCCAAAGUAGUAAUAAUAAUCAACAUUCUGGAGUUAAAAUUGAGUUAUAAUAAUAAAUCCUAUUCAUUCAUUUUCAUAAUGAAGAAAGUUGUACAAACGCCUUUUUGGGUUUACAUUCUUUUAAAAAAGCCUUUAAAAAAGCGGUCUUGCCAUUGCCAUGACUGUGAAAUUUGCAUUUGCAAACAUUUGUGUUGAAUAAGUGUUUGUAGGUCUGCUAUUCUGGAGGGCGUUUCUCAAUGGCGUCAUUGCUAACUAAAUUAGCAAUUUACUUGGGUGCAUUGUAAUUUGUCUUAGGGAACCUAGUAAGUUGCUAACAGGUUAGCAACAACACUUUUGAGAAAUGCACCCCUGAAUUGAGGGGCUUUUAACCAGCCUCACCAACACAAAGCCGUACACUCACUGCCUCUCACUUGCUGUUGACUCAUUAAAAUGGGUAUUUCUUCAUGAA